AUGCCUUUAACUAAAAUUCCAAAAAAACGAGAGCCUUUAUGGAAAGAAUCGAACUUUAAUGCUGAUAAAAGAGGUGUCAGGAAUACGUUUUAUUCAGUAAACGGCGAUCAGUAUACUGGCGAGUGGGAAAAUAACAAGAAAAACGGUAAGACAUAUAUAUGAUGUAUAUUUGUAUGCUUCGAUUUGAGUGUGGUCACCCCCCGUACAAAAAAUGGAGACAUAAACAUAAUAGCUUUCUGGGGGCAGGUUAACCUAACAUUUAAAGCAAACUUCCAACAGCUUGUUUAGGAACUUGGAAAUAUUUCUUCAGAAAUCUUGUCUGGAUCAAUGAGAGCAAUUUGUUUGAAAGUAAUCGAGCAUCUGCCUCCCCCCCCUGAUGAAUAAAAUUGUCUGGUGUAUAUAGGCAGAGUAAAAAAACUAAAAAUAAUAAAGUAUAGGGCUCAAUGGUUGAUACAAUAAACUAUGAAAUGCCCUUAUUUUGAAAUACCUGCAAAUGGUUCUCGAUUCAUUAUUAUGAAUAGAGGGCCCCCUAUACCUCUUCACAAUAUGCUUUCACGUAAAAAUAUUUUGCCUUUUCACGAGUCACGGAUUAAGAAAAUCAUCGAUCACGUUUCACGGCUAAGUAAAAUAAGCCCUUCACGCUUCACGCAAAAAAAAGUAUAGGGGGCCUGAUCACGUUUCACGGCUAAGUAAAACAAGCGCUUCACGCAAAAAGUAUAGGGGGCCCUCUGAAUAGUGUAUCAGUGCAUGUAAGGUUUUGUUUGUAUUUGUUGUUAAGGGAAAGGUACACAGGUUUGGAAGAAAACCGGUGCGAUAUAUGACGGAGAUUGGAAGGAUGACCAGAGAUGUGGGUUUGGUACUCUGAGUUAUCCCAGUAACGACGUGUUCAGGAAAGUCUAUUCUGGAGGAUGGAAGAACGACAAACGACAUGUAUGUGAUGUGCAGUAUGAAAAAUUGUGGGAACCACUGAGUAAUGAAAACGUUUUAAAAUAUUUACCAUUUUUUGGGCUAUUAUUGUUUUGUAUAUUUAAAUCAAACUUUAUUCUUCCUAAAUUACAGAACAAUUUAGAACUGAUAGAGCUAUCCAGUUUAAAUAAAGUUAGUUUUCUUCUUGUAGCAACACAUACUAGACCAACAUUAAAUUAACCCAUUAAAUUAAAACAUACUUCACCUGAUGCAUCCUAAGUUAUUAUUUUACUCCGGUCUAACACCAGACAGACUAUUUUACUCUGUCUAAAGCCGGACAAUUUUACUCAUCAAGGGGAGAGCACUGAUCGAUGCUCAAUGGAUUAUUAGGGACUCUAUUUAGGUCCUUAUUGGACCUCUAGUUCAUUAUAACACAAUUAAGUUAAUAUAAAUACUAGACACUUUUAGACAUUUCAUCCUGGUCAUACAUUUUCAGGGCUAUGGUACAAAUUUUUACACCAAUACAGAAUACUAUGAAGGGGAGUGGUACACAAACAAGCGGAGUGGAUGGGGCCGGAUGUACUAUGGUGACGGUUCUGUGUACGAGGGAGAGUGGUUUAAUGAUUUGAAAAAUGGACAAGGAAUGCUCAGAUUAGGUAUACUUUUAUGCAAUUUACCACCUUAACCCUGUGGCAAUGCACCAGGAUGUGCCCUACUUUAUCAUUUUACUGUCAAAUGUCAGACAAUUUUGCUUGUCAAGGGGAGAGUGCUCCCACUCAAUGCAUGGGUUAAAGAAUAAUACUUGCUUGAACAUCAGUUUCUUUUUAUAUUAUAGCAAAUGAAAACAGAUAUGAGGGUUUGUGGAAAGAAGAUAAAAAACACGGGGAAGGGAAAUUUUUCUACUUGAAUAAAGGACAACUUUACACUGGAGUCUGGGUGGAAGAUAUUGCUAAGUGUGGGACAAUGGAAGAUUUUGGCCGGGAGGGUGCACCACAACCAACUAUUUAUCCUAUUCCCAAGGUGUGUGAAACUAUGAUACUUGAGCUUAUAAUAACCCUAGCUGGUUUAAUAACUUAAAACUAAAAGCAAACUUCCAACUCAAAGCAAACUUUCAGCUUCACAUAAUUUUGGAAAUAUUUCUUCAGAAAUCUUGUCUGGAUCAGUAGGAGUUUUCUUCUAUGAAGUUUUGAAAUAUUAACAAAGGGUUAUUGCUAAAUAUAAAUAAAUUAAAUUGAACAGCUUUGAACAACCGGACCCUGUGUUGAUUACAAAUAGGGUCACAAAUCUUUUCAGCUUACUUAAUUUAUAAUCCAAUUUUUUUAUAUUUUAGUGUGAAUUACUUGAUCAAACUGCAGUAACCAAAGAGGCAGAAGAGAAAUUUCUAGAACAGUGCGAAAAUCAAUAA
This is a messenger RNA of Paramuricea clavata, 2311 nucleotides long. The record is from the annotation of a GenBank genome assembly. Lineage: Eukaryota; Metazoa; Cnidaria; Anthozoa; Malacalcyonacea; Plexauridae.